AUGGCUGCUACGAGAUAUUCCCAGGUUGAUGGACCGACUUCUGGAGGCCAUACCAACCAAGUCAAGUUGACAAGAAAACCCCAGAUUGCUGCUGAACAUCUGCGUCGCCCCUAUCUCCGUGCUACCAUAGGCGCACUAGCUCCUCUUGCCAUUACUGUUUAUUUUUGGGUCAUUUGGCGCCUCGUACUCAACACUCCAACAGCAAGCAAUUGUCUCAUCUUUGGCCAACCAGGAGGUAACGCUAUAUAUUAUUCAUGGUUUGUGAUUGCAACUCUGGGCCUUAGCAUCUCUCAGUACGGACUCGAAAGUGUUCAGUUGGACAGUCUGUCGGCAAGUCAAUAUCAGUCUUAUACCACGGGACGAAAAGAUCGCACAUGGGCGCGACCUGACGGAUGGCUUCGCGUGAUCAGGUAUCGCAUUUUUCACCGCAAGAAACAUUCUGCUCAUAUGUCUUUGAAACUCUGGUCAAGCUUAGCCAUUACGACGAUGUUUGGUUUUAUCGGGCUUCCAUUGUCAGGAUUGGCUAUGAAUUUUGGAAAUGGCUAUUACAGCUCGGAGGCUAAUCCCUUGACGACAGGGUUCAAUAAUGACAGCUGGAAUUCGCGGUUCAAGGCAGGUAUAUCUCAGCGAGCCUUCGUUGACUGGAAUAACGGUGCUCCAUUAUCUUUGCCUGAAUCGGGGGUCAUCUACUCCAGCCCAGACUUAGACAGGUCGAGCGUGUCUUACUUGGCAAGCCUACCAAAUACACUUCCAAACGACACAGGCGUGGCAGACCUUUUUCUUGCUCCGCAAGCGCUUCAUCCCAUCGACGGUAGUUCUUGGGGGUUGCGGUUUGGCUACAACUGCACUGUCGUAACUAAAUUGGCUGACUUCACCAUUUUGAACCACCGACAAAACCGCAACGGAUCCUCUGGCGUUGGUAGCUCUACAUAUACUGUCAACGAAGGGAAUGCUAUCAUUCGAGUAUGGAAUGAAACCGAUACGUCUGUCCGGGUCCACUUUGCGAACAACAUCCAAGCCGUCGCAGAGAUCGGUUGGGAUGAAGCAAACAAGAAUCAACAGCAGACAAGAAGUGCACCAGCAGCCUCGGAAUGUUAUAAUCCAAUUCCGUUAUCUCGGGACGAGUCGAUACCUUACCCGGGGCUGGCUCAACCCCAAGUCCUUGAAUUUGCUUUGUGGCAGAACUUAACUUCGACAAAUUUUGAUGUCGAGAAUCCGCCAACAAUUGAUCAAUCACUUCCAAACACCAUCCCCGAGCUUUUUGGGGCUCGUCAUACGUACGACCAAGACGGGGCAGAAACGCAAAAUCCAAUGGCUGCCAUCGGUGUACGAUGUACGUCUGUGUCAGAAGUUGGGACAGCCAGAGUCGAUGGACGCUUGUCAACUUUCGCGGAGUUUCAUCGCUCAGAUAGCACCCCAAAAGGUACGAGUGGCCUUCGAUGCGCCGAGCGCCUUUCUCUCGGCGUACCAAAUCUGCUUUUCGCCAAUGCGCUAGCCAGCUCUUCGCCCUCAGAAUGGCUGAGCCCCUCCUACUCUUCGGUCGGCAAAUAUCAACAAGAAUAUACGCAACAAGACUACAUGUGGGUCGGCAACAAGAUCAACCUGCAGAGUUCCUACCUCCAAGCUGAAGAGUUGAAACGUUCACUGAUCCGCGCCUACUCGCUAUACGCACUAGCACUUGUCUACAACAGCGGUGUGGGUUAUAUAAGCGGCAAUGGCACUUAUGUUUCAGACUCUUUUGUCAAUGUCGAUGCUGUCACAUAUGUCGAGGAUACAAUACUGAUGCCCGGUGUUGUCCCGCCAGUGGUUAUAGCAGCCUUACUCACUUUUUGGGCGUCUGGCUCGCUAAUUCUCUGCGCGCUGUAUGGUUUUCGGCGUCGAUAG
Molecule: messenger RNA, 1884 nt
Organism: Neoarthrinium moseri
Lineage: Eukaryota; Fungi; Ascomycota; Sordariomycetes; Amphisphaeriales; Apiosporaceae
Exons: 1
Coding region: 1-1884 (627 amino acids)
Source: RefSeq, a predicted model, not a curated record